AUGGCGGAGUCCACCCACGAUCACCUCUUCAAGCUGCUCAUCAUCGGCGACUCGGGAGUUGGGAAGUCCUCCAUCCUGCUCCGCUUCUGUGGCUCUGGCGACGAUGAGUUCAACGAGAAGCAGGCGUCCACCAUUGGCGUCGAUUUCAAGACCAAGUUCUUACAAGUCAGGGGCAAGAAGCUCAAGCUUGCACUUUGGGACACUGCAGGGCAGGAGCGCUUCCGAACCCUCACUUCCUCGUACUAUCGAGGAGCCCAGGGAAUCAUCCUUUGCUACGACUGCACCCAACGGAGCAGCUUCGAGCACGUGAAGUUCUGGCAGGACGAGGUCAGGAAGUACUCCACCAACCAGGACGCUAUCUUGAUGCUCGUCUCUAACAAGGUCGACCUGGCUGACCAGCAGGUAACCCGAACUGAGGGCGAGGAGUUCGCAUUUGCCAACUCGAUGAUGUUCAUUGACUUCGACGUAGGCAGAGUCGAUGGAUGUUUGGGGACAGAGGCCGUCCAUGUCCAGGUCCUGGCGUUCUUGGCGACGCCUCCGGUCAUCUGCCAUCCUCGAUUGUUCCCCGCUGUCCGGCGUUUCGGAGGAAAGUCUGCGGAAAGGGCCCCUUCCAUCUUCCUGGUACGCCACGGACAGUCCACCUGGAACCUUGCAGCCAAACGACUUGACCUUUGGACGAUGUUCCGCCAGGUGGACCAUGCCUUGACCACCGAGGGUGUCGAACAGGCAUCCAGGCUGAGGUCCUCAACAUUGACGGCCCGGCGUAAUGGAGACAUUGAUGCAGAGCAGUUUCUGUCCCCGCAAAGCCUGGUCUUUGCGUCGCCACUGUCCCGUGCUGUAGCCACGAGCGUCGUGGCGCUGGGCUUGGAGAGGAAGAUCACUCUUUUACCGGACGCGAGGGAGCUUGCCUACCCGUGGUGCGGGCCGGAUUCGAUCGGCGCAGCUACUGGGAGCGACAUUGCCGAAAGGGCACUUCAAGAUCUUUCUAAGGUGGAUUCUGCAUAUGGCCGACCACCGAUCACCGAGGAAGCAGUGAAGAUGAUUGACGCAUCGGCAGCCACUGGCAUUUGGUGGAGCCGCUUCCGGGAGUCCAAGGGCCAGAUGCAGCAGAGGCUUCAAGACUUGUUGAGCAGACUUCGGCCUGCCGACAGUCCUUCACCGGCCAGUGUGUUGGUGUGCCACAGCUUGUUGAUCCAGCGUCUUUUCAAAGACUUCGCAUCACCGCAGAUGGAGGUGGACAUGCCAGAAUUACUCUCCCAGCUGCGGGCAAGAAAACUGCAGAACUGCGGCGUGGUGAAAGUCCUGCUCGACGACAACAGAUUAAUAAGCAGUGCCCAGCUCAUGUUCGGCACCAAGCUCGUGUAG
Molecule: messenger RNA, 1365 nt
Organism: Symbiodinium sp. CCMP2456
Lineage: Eukaryota; Dinophyceae; Suessiales; Symbiodiniaceae
Source: the annotation of a GenBank genome assembly